CCCCCCAGCAGCGUCUUGUUCUUUCUCUAUCCGCGUGUUAUUCAAGAUGAAGGUUCGAGGCCAGCUGAGGGAAUUCCAAGUCAUAGGGCGUAAGAUGCCCUCCAAAAAGGUCACAGUCCCACCUCUGUACAAGAUGCGCAUCUUUGCACCAGAUGAAGUGGUUGCAAGAUCAAAGUUUUGGUACUUCAUUUCUCAGUUAAAGAGAAUGAAGAAAUCACAAGGUGAAAUUGUUUCUUGUCAAGAGAUCUUUGAAAAGAAACCUCUUCAAAUUAAAAAUUUUGGUGUGUGGCUGAGGUAUGACUCCAGAAGUGGCACCCACAACAUGUACAGAGAGUACAGAGACUUGACUGUUGCUGAUGCUGUUACUGCUUGCUACCGUGAUAUGGCAGCAAGACAUCGUGCUAGGGGUUCUUCUAUUCAGAUUAUGAAAGUAGAGACUGUACCAUCAAGCAAGUGCCGUCGACCUCAUGUCAAGCAAAUGCAUGAUAACAAGAUGAAGUUCCCUCUACCUCAUCGUGUGAUCAAGUCACAGUUUAAGUCUAAAUUUGUGGCCAAGAGACCAAAUACCUUCUACUAGGCCAUUGUAAAACACCUUAUGGCAAAGCAGAAUAAAACAAAUUAGAACUCAA
Molecule: messenger RNA, 629 nt
Organism: Actinia tenebrosa (Australian red waratah sea anemone)
Lineage: Eukaryota; Metazoa; Cnidaria; Anthozoa; Actiniaria; Actiniidae
Product: large ribosomal subunit protein eL20
Biological process (GO): translation
Cellular component (GO): ribosome
Molecular function (GO): structural constituent of ribosome
Source: RefSeq, a predicted model, not a curated record